AUGUCGCGGGAAAGUUCCAGCUCUGGCAAGCGGCCCAGGCAGCUCGAGGAAGAACCACAGAAUGAGCGUGAGGUUAGAGUGCGCGGCAUCUUGGACUGGGAUGGACCCGACGACCCAGAAAACCCUCAAAACUGGCCUUUGCGCAAGAAGUGGUCACACAUUAUCGUGGUCGCCAUCCUCGCUCUCGUCACGAACAUGGGACCAACAAUGUGUGCUCCGGGAAUCGGUGGCCUGGCCACUGACUUCAAUAUCUCUUCACAUCAUGUCAGCACGCUAGCCAUCACAAUCUAUGUCCUUGGCCUGGCCAUCGGGCCAAUGUUCAUUGCCCCCAUCAGCGAGGCCUACGGCCGUCUUUUUGUCUACCACACUGCGAGCCUGACUUUUGUAGCUUUCUUAGUUGGCAAUGCGCUGAGCAAGAACAUUAGCCAAUUCAUGGCCUUUCGGUUCCUCGCAGGUUGUGCCGGCGGCACGCCCAUGGCUCUUGGCGGCGGGACAAUAGCAGACAUAACGACGCUAGAGAAGAGGGGGAUUGCAAUGGCCUUGUUUAGCCUAGGGCCGUUGACUGGACCGGUGCUCGGCCCUGUCAUUGGGGGAUUCAUCGCGGACGAGAUGGGGUGGCGCUGGACCUUCUGGAUAUUAACAAUGUUGGGCGGGACCUCCGGCGCCACUGCUCUCGCCAUUAUGCGAGAAACACAUCCCAACGUCCUGCUUCAACGUAAAUCUGAGCGUCUUCGCAGAAACACGGUAGACCGGCAUAUUCUGCCGACGGCACCCUCCAAGUCUCUUGAACCCCGUCAAGUCCUCGUCAGGGCCUUGAUCCGUCCCACCAUGCUGCUUAUUCGAUCCCCUAUCGUCCUCAUCAUGUCUCUGUACACGGCCUUCGUAUUUGGACUCAUGUAUCUUCUCUUUACAACCUUUACUGAGGUGUUUGAGGGGCAGUAUAGUUUCAGUACGUCCAUGUCGGGGCUAAUGUACCUCGGUCUUGGUGUUGCUCUCGUCUCAGCCAUGCUUGCUUUUGGCGCUCUCGGUCACCGGGUGCAAACAGCUCGUAUGCGGGCUGAUCGUGUGGAGCAGCGACGGCCCGAAUAUCGCCUAGUGUUGAUGAUCUGGUUCAGUCCCCUGGUCGGUGUGGGCUUGUUUAUCUACGGCUGGACUGUGUACUACAAAGUCCACUGGAUUGUGCCCGCGAUAGGUACAGUCUUUAUCGGGUUUGGCGCUUUCUUUGUCAUUAUGCCUACGCAACUAUACCUCGUCGAUCUGUUUGGUUCCGACAGUGCCGCGUCCGCCCUGGGAGCUAACAACCUCCUGAGAUUCCUUUCAAGGAAAAGGAAAAGCAACUAUGAUGCCGCCGGCCGGCCUGUUGCCAUUCCUUCGCGGUUCAUCAGCGUAGCAUGGCGCAAGAGACUCCGCGUGGUCAACGUUGUAUGGCCGUAUACCAUAAGUAACUGGGCCUGCUUGUACCAAGUCCUACGAGCCAACUUCGAUGGGUGGAAGUCGAAGGCCGUACCAGACCCUCCGGGACCGAGGGUCGGAGACGGCAAGACCGAAUAUUGGUCGGGGAGGCGAGUGAUAAGCUUGAGUUACGACAAUGAACAGGGGAUUGUACAUGUGCGGUUCGUGAACGUGGCGAGCGGUGAGGAAGGCAGCAUCAACGUCGAGCUUGCCAUCGCCGCCGAUGGCGUGCACUCAACUGUCAGGAACUACAUCAUCCUAACCGAGAGCGGCAAUGUGGACCCAGGCCGGCGUCUCAUCAACUGGGUCUGGUAUUACCCCAUGGCCGAGGACUCUGCCGAGAUGAUCGCCGCCUUUACCGACAUACAUGGCAAACUCCACUCAAACACAGUCCCCCCGGACUUGUCAACCCCGACGUGCGGGCUCGCCAAGCUGCCCGCUUUUUGUCACAAAUGGCAGACCACCUCGCAGAGGUAG
This is a messenger RNA of Scedosporium apiospermum, 1929 nucleotides long. RefSeq lists its product as uncharacterized. Gene Ontology annotation, biological process: transmembrane transport. The record is from RefSeq and is a predicted model, not a curated record. The transcript is spliced from 6 exons. Gene Ontology annotation, molecular function: transmembrane transporter activity. Lineage: Eukaryota; Fungi; Ascomycota; Sordariomycetes; Microascales; Microascaceae. The coding region runs from base 1 to 1929 and encodes 642 amino acids.